Molecule: messenger RNA, 9285 nt
Organism: Mycetomoellerius zeteki
Lineage: Eukaryota; Metazoa; Arthropoda; Insecta; Hymenoptera; Formicidae
Gene: Ca-alpha1T
Product: Ca[2+]-channel protein alpha[[1]] subunit T
Biological process (GO): membrane depolarization during action potential; calcium ion transmembrane transport; calcium ion import
Cellular component (GO): plasma membrane; voltage-gated sodium channel complex; voltage-gated calcium channel complex
Molecular function (GO): low voltage-gated calcium channel activity; voltage-gated sodium channel activity
Source: RefSeq, a predicted model, not a curated record
GCCGGGCACCGUCGUCGUCGUGAAACACGGCCGCGAUCGCGCGGCGUUCAGCUGACUACCACCACCGCACCAUACGUCCGCGCUCGACGUUCGCCUUGCGGACAAUAGUCCGCGCUAGUGCCCUCGUGUCCGCGCGACCGACGUCGCGGUCGAUAAGACCCGCACCUGGCGAGAGAGGAUACAACCAGGUGGAGGAUACCCGGAAGAAGAGGAGGAAGCGAAAGAGGUGGUGGUGGUGGUACAGUGAAUUAGCUCUCAGCCACGCGCUUCACGUGUUCCUCUUCCGAGACUUGAAAUCGCACCGUCGAAAAUUGUCUCUUUCUCAAGAAGGAUUUCGUGUAUUUCCUGUAUUACGUGACCUCGUGGCGAGGAUCACAGCGCAACCACAUCCUCCAGGGACAUCGCGCUACCGGGGCAAGGUUACUGCGCGCUCGCCACGUCCUCAGGUGAGAAGCGCAGGUGAGAGGAAUCACCGGGCAGGCGCGUCGAGAGGUGCAACUGCACACCUGGAUUCGCUACAUCCCCGGCUCCGACAUAAGAUGCGAUCGGCGGGCACUCGCUCUCUACGUCAAUCACGACAGUCCGGAGCAAUCCGCGUCAAGCGUCGGGAUUAAGACGUCGGGUGUAUUGGAGAAAGAGACACUCGUCGUCAUAUUCGCGACGAAUCAAGCACGGAGCAUCCCCGAUGACAUCGCCGAGAACGACUGAUCGUUCACGCGAUUAGUCAAGAGCGAGUGCGGGAAGGGAGCCCAAACGUGCAGCAAAAUCGGGCGAUGAGAAUCUCCCCCCGAACGGUCGAGGAGUCCCGGAAUCGUCGCCUCACGCAGCCCCGGGCGCCGAGGAGGCCGCGACGUCGUUGAAGACCAUCAUAGUCGCCGAAGGAACGUCGCGUUCACGAGACAGAGGCACUCGAGGUACUCGAGGAUGUCGCUGCACUAUCCUCAGGGAUACCGGUACCGAUCCGCAUCAAAGGCGAUCAGCGGGACCGGGGUCGGCGAGCAGGGCUCCGAUAGCGACGUGGCGGAGCUCAGCGACCUCGAAGACGACGAGGACGAGGAUGGGACUCGCGAAUCUGCCGAUAAGCGAAUGGUCGAGGGAGAAGACGAAGACGAGGAUGACGAGAACGGUGAGAAUGACGUGGACGAUGAGGAUGAUGACGACGAUGACGAUGACGACGAGGAUGACGACGAUGAGGAUGAGGAGGAGGAGGGCGAGGGUCUACCCUAUCCAGGCUUCAUUCCGAUCGCUCUCAGAUAUCUCGACCAGACCACACGACCGCGCAACUGGUGUCUCGCGCUGAUUACUAAUCCGUGGUUCGAAAGGGUGAGCAUGAUGGUGAUCCUUCUGAACUGCAUCACGCUCGGGAUGUACCAGCCAUGCGUGGACGACCAGUGCGUAACGAAUCGAUGUAAAAUACUGCAGAUGUUCGAUGAUAUCAUUUUUGCCUUCUUCUCCUUGGAGAUGACCAUAAAGAUGGUAGCGAUGGGGAUUUACGGUAAAGGAACUUAUCUCGCGGAUUCCUGGAAUAGAUUAGAUUUCUUUAUAGUGGGGGCUGGCGCUUUGGAAUACUGCCUAAAUGUGGAAAAUAUGAAUCUGUCAGCCAUACGAACGAUAAGAGUAUUAAGACCGUUACGAGCGAUCAAUCGAAUACCAAGUAUGCGGAUACUGGUGAUGCUGCUGCUCGACACCCUUCCCAUGCUGGGCAACGUAUUGUUAUUGUGCUUCUUCGUCUUCUUCAUAUUCGGCAUCGUGGGCGUGCAGCUGUGGGAAGGCAUACUACGCCAACGCUGCUUCCUCAAGGCUCUGCCCAACGUCAAGUAUCCCGACGAUCUGGAGAAGUAUUUCGAAUCUCAGGGUCAGGAUUACAUUUGUUCGCGUCCCGACGACAGCGGGAUGCACUCCUGCAGUAAUCUGCCGCCUCUCAAAUUCGGCAACUUGGUGUGCAACAAUACCGCUGUGCCAAACAGUAACGUCACGUACAUCAACAAUGAUACCUGCGUUAAUUGGAACUACUACUACACCGAAUGCAAAGGCCAGGGCAACAAUCCAUUCCAAGGAACAAUUUCAUUCGAUAACAUCGGUCUCGCCUGGGUUGCGAUAUUUCUUGUUAUUAGUCUGGAAGGAUGGACGGACAUAAUGUAUUACGUGCAAGACGCCCACUCCUUCUGGGACUGGAUAUAUUUCGUUCUCCUGAUAGUAAUCGGUUCGUUCUUCAUGAUCAACCUCUGCUUGGUCGUAAUCGCGACGCAAUUUUCGGAAACGAAGAAGCGGGAAAUGGAGAGAAUGCGACUGGAGCGCGCGCGUUACCAUUCGACCUCGACGCUCGCCUCAUCCACGAAUACCUCGGAGCCUACUACUUGUUACGCCGAAAUCGUCAAAUACAUCGCCCAUCUCUGGCGACGAGGUAAACGAAGACUGAUGAAGAGAUAUCGCCUGUGGCUAUACAGGAGGCAGCAGAAACGGGAACAGAAUUUACUCAAAGAGCAGCAGAGUCAAACGUCUCGUUCGAACACCGCUGCUGUCGGGCCAAAUCGCGUACCGGGCGAUAGAAGACUACAUCACGGGAGGUGUCCGCGGCUUCUCGCCGCGCUAGAAUAUGCAGAGCAACAGCAACACCAGCAGCAACAGGCUACCAGUGGAAACGGUGGAUCUAUCGCCGAUUUCGCCACGAUCGCAUCCCCGACGCAAUCGGCGGUGGCAAUUGCCGCCCCCACAGCCCCGACUAUCGGCAAUAGCGUCGGUGGUAGUGGAAACCUGGGCACCGCGCCUCGAGCUAGCCCCGAGCUUUCCGAGGCCGAGGCUUCCGCGAAUGUAUGUCACAGAUUAAGCAUUCACCGCACCUCGUCCGUGUCCUGUAAUGGAAGCGACAACGCUGUCGUGGGAAACGUUGCUGAGACGAACAGCACGUUGUUGAGUCCACCAUGUACGCAUUAUCGGAGAAGAAGCAGCGUAAUGUUUAGCGACGUGGUACUGCUCCAUGGCAGCAAUAAUGUCGGGAAUGCGUUGCAGCCGGGGUUGACGGUGACACCGGGCGAACGUAACGUCUGCUUGAGCGAGAAGAUGACACAGACGGGCGAUGGUAACGUUUGGUCCAGUCCAUUGCCGGACCACGCGCAGAUGCAAGCCGAACUGGGUGGCAACGAAGCUAUGACGUGUCAGGAAUUGUUGGCUCUCAGUGGUGCUCUCAGUGCUGCUCUGCCAACUGGCCAACUAGCGCUCGAUUCGUUUCUAAAUUCUCUCACGAAAGGCAAGUCAAUUCGAAAAAAAGAAGAAAACGAGUUAAUGUGUUCCAUAGGUAUAACAGAUCGUCACAUCACAUUGGAAGAUCGCACGCAGUGGUUAACGUCCGACGUUGACAAUUGUUCCUGUUGCUGCGAGCUACAGGGAGGUGAUCAGUGGCCGGAAGACGGCGAGAAGUGGCAAAAAAAGUCCUCGCGGCCUAGACAGCUUCUGAGACGCGCCAUUAGCUGCUGUAUCUACACAUUGCGCUGUAUAAGAAGGUGGAUCAAGAAGCUGGUCGAGCACAAAUACUUCCAACAGGGUAUUCUAUUGGCGAUCCUCAUCAAUACUUUGAGUAUGGGAAUCGAAUAUCACAAUCAGCCAGAACAGUUAACAGUGGCCGUUGAGAUAAGCAACAUUGUAUUCUCGGCAAUCUUCGCGGUGGAAAUGUUGCUUAAGAUAAUAGCGGAAGGUCCAUUCGGUUAUAUCAGUAAUGGCUUCAACGUUUUCGACGGCAUCGUCGUCGUCCUGAGCGUCGUCGAGCUCUGCCAAUCAGUCGUAGAGGAGCGUGGCGGCAGUUCCGGUCUGAGUGUCCUGCGCACCUUCCGCCUCCUCAGGAUCCUGAAGCUAGUGCGAUUUCUGCCCAAUCUACGACGUCAGCUUUUCGUGAUGCUGCGCACCAUGGAUAACGUUGCCGUAUUCUUUUCUCUUUUAGUACUUUUCAUCUUUAUAUUCAGCAUCCUAGGGAUGUACCUGUUCGGGGGUAAGUUUUGCAUGUGGGCGGACCGGAGUCGGCCCUGCACCUGUGCCGAGGUGGUCUCGCGGCACCCAUUGUGUCGCUGUGAUCGCAAACAUUUCAACGACAUCGUCUGGGCACUAGUCACUGUUUUUCAGAUUCUCACACAGGAAGAUUGGAAUGUCGUCCUCUUCAACGGUAUGCAGAAGACGUCUCAUUGGGCUGCGCUUUAUUUCGUAGCAUUGAUGACUUUCGGCAACUACGUCCUUUUUAAUCUUCUAGUCGCCAUUCUUGUUGAAGGUUUCUCGUCAGAGAGAAACGAGAGGAGGGAACGAGAGCAAAGAGAAUUGGCGAAAAGACUCGCCGCAAAAGAGGCUGGUAUGGGCAGCGAGGACGGAUCGUCGAGAAUAUCGGGAUCGCAUUCGAUCUCUGACAGCGAUACGUAUACUCAGGAUCAAAAGAAUUCGUGGCAAAGUGCAGAAGAGCUUAGGAAGUACAAAGACAACAGGGAGAAGCAGAACAGCGUGUGGAAGCAGCGGAUCGAUGAACCUAAGUGUAACAUCCAGAAAGAGAGCAAGAUGAUGGGUGUGGCGGGUCAGCCGCAAACAGCCACUCCUCAAGACUCCCCGAACACCACGUUAGAUGUCGGCUACAGAGACCUCAAUUGUCGAGCAGUUUAUCCGACUGCUGCCCUUUCAAUCGAGUCCAUCGAUCGAUCUGGUAGUCAGUGCAGUAUACCCUCGGGAUUGCUAAAACUACCCGAUGUAUCCAACAAAAUACCGACGAAUAACUUAAUAGCUGGUCAAUUCCCGAGACGCAUAAGCCUCGUUACGGCCGUUGUUAAUCCCUCGACGAGGGACUCGAGUUCUAGUCCGCCGAGGGUACAAAGAGGAUACUCGUGGCGCUUGUCGCGGCCAUCUUUGGGGAGGAAACGAUGGUCGCAAAGCGAUGACGAGCACACUGGCCAUACUACUGUAUUAAACAAUGGACGUAGUACUCUCGUUGGAUCCAAUCUAACAUUUAAUGGCGGUUAUUUACACGGUUCAAUAAGAAACGAUACUCAACGCGAUGCGCCCAAUAAUCGAACUACCGUCCUGACAAGCAAUAAUCGUAGUUUGAGUCCUAAUAAUUCGCUCGAAAGCCAUGCUCCAUGGUCGAUUCGUUACACAGUUACGCCUAACCAGAUGCGAUUAAUUGGCGAGCUUUCACGGAGAAAUUCACUACGCGGAUACGAGAAUGUCCAGACGUCCACGAGGAAGACACUACCAUUGGACGAGAUGCUCGCACCGUCCUCGACCCCACGCACGAUCAAUAAUCUCUCAAUGGAGACCGGUCCGCUGCCAAGAAUCAAACGACUCCAUGAACAAGAAGAGGAACAUCCGAGAACGGGUGGCGAACAAACCCCACCGUCGAAUGGUCACGGUAGUGCAAGCAGUAUCGAAAGGAUAAAAAAAAUAUUCAUGUUUUUCGAACCUAAGGGCUGUCUGCAGGAGCGCGAGAAUUAUUCCCUAUAUUUAUUCCCACCAAAUAACAGAUUUCGCAUCUUAUGUCAAUGGUUCGUGGAUCAAAAAUGGUUCGAUAACGUGGUAUUGCUAUUUAUUGGAUUAAAUUGCAUUACUCUGGCGAUGGAACGACCGAAUAUACCGCCGGACAGUCGUGAGAGAAUUUUUCUAUCCACCGCGAAUUACAUUUUUACUGCUGUUUUCGCCAUCGAGAUGUUCAUUAAGGUCGUCGCAACAAGUAUGUUGUAUGGUCCAGACGCUUAUUUUACAUCAGGUUGGAAUAUUAUGGACGGAUCUCUCGUUAUCAUUUCUAUAAUUGAUUUAUCGAUGUCGUUGCUCUCGUCUAGUAGCCCCAGAAUAUUUGGCAUUUUAAGGGUAUUUAGACUACUGAGAUCACUGAGACCUCUGCGUGUCAUCAAUCGUGCACCUGGCUUAAAGCUAGUCGUCCAGACAUUGCUGUCUUCAUUACGACCCAUCGGCAACAUUGUUCUCAUUUGCUGCACGUUUUUCGUGAUUUUUGGUAUUCUCGGGGUGCAGCUGUUUAAGGGUGCAUUCUAUUAUUGCGAUGGCCCCGAUAUCAAGAAUGUACGCAAUAAAACGGACUGUCUGGCCGAUAAACGAAACAUGUGGCUCAACAGAAAGUACAAUUUCGACGAUCUUGGUAAAGCUCUUAUGUCAUUGUUUGUUUUAUCGUCGCGAGAUGGAUGGGUAAACAUCAUGUAUACUGGUCUAGACGCUGUUGGAGUCGAUCAGCAGCCUAUCGAAAAUUACUCUGAGUGGCGAUUAUUGUAUUUCAUCGCGUUCAUAUUGCUGGUGGGUUUCUUCGUGCUGAAUAUGUUCGUCGGAGUGGUGGUCGAGAAUUUUCAUAGAUGCCGUGAAGAACAGGAGAAAGAAGAACGCGUGCGAAGGGCGGCUAAGCGCGCGUUGCAAAUGGAGAAAAAGAGACGAAAAAUGCACGAGCCGCCGUACUACACCCAUUAUUCUAAAGCACGGCUGUUCGUCCACAACGUCGUAACAUCCAAAUACUUCGACCUGGCGAUCGCCGCCGUUAUCGGUCUUAAUGUCGUUACAAUGGCGAUGGAAUUUUACAUGAUGCCGAAAGCACUCACUUACGCACUGAAGAUCUUUAAUUAUUUCUUCACCGCAGUUUUCAUUCUCGAAUCCUUAAUGAAACUUGUCGCCCUCGGCAUACAGCUUUAUCUGAAAGACAAGUGGAACCAAUUGGACGUGGGAAUAGUAAUACUAUCAGUGGUCGGCAUCGUGUUAGAGGAGGUUGAAUCUAAGAUUAUUCCCAUUAAUCCCACAAUAAUUCGCGUAAUGCGAGUGUUGCGAAUAGCCCGGGUGUUGAAGCUCUUGAAAAUGGCGAAGGGCAUACGUGCCCUCUUGGACACGGUGAUGCAGGCGUUACCGCAAGUCGGAAAUCUGGGGCUGUUAUUUUUUUUACUUUUCUUUAUAUUUGCCGCGCUAGGGGUGGAACUUUUCGGUCGACUAGAAUGCAAUGAUGAUAUGCCUUGCCAAGGUCUUGGCGAGCACGCGCACUUUAGUAACUUUGGCAUGGCCUUUUUGACGCUUUUCCGGGUCGCCACUGGUGACAAUUGGAAUGGAAUCAUGAAGGACACGCUAAGGGACGAUUGCGAUGAUGCGGCGGACUGUGUUAAAAAUUGUUGUGUGAGCAGUAUCAUCGCACCAAUAUUUUUUGUGAUUUUUGUUUUGAUGGCACAAUUUGUACUGGUGAACGUCGUCGUUGCUGUGUUGAUGAAACAUUUGGAAGAAAGUCACAAACAGAUGGAAGACGAACUGGAUAUGGAAACACAAUUGGAGAGAGAAUUAGCAGCGGAACAAGAAGAACUUCUUGACGAGGAAGAUGAGGAUGACAUAGCGAUGAAUGGCAGAAUAAAUGGCGACGAAGAUGACGAUGAAGAUUACAAAGAACGCGAGUCAAUGGUGGUAAACGAAAAAAUACAUAUAAGACCAGGAUUGGCUAAAGUUCGGUCUUUACCUGCGAAUUUUAUUUACAAUCCACCGAGGGAGAGAAACGUCGAUGAUGCCUCGAUUUCCGUAUCCUUGGACGAAAAACGUCGCGGUUCGAGUUCGAGACCGUCCAAGUUUAAGUCAAAACGUCGGCAAACCUUCCACUCGAGCCAUCAUCAACGAAAGUCACUGCUGCCAAUGCACUUUGAGGUCGCCGAAGUUUUUGAGAAACCUGUGAGUAAUCUGAGCGUACCUCGAAUUAUUCCACAUCGUAGCUACGCCAUAACUAGUCAAGACGUCAGUCGAGUACAACGUCAGAAGUUGCCGGUAACCACCAGUGAAACGCGUGAAAAUAAAUCUCUGUUAACCGUGAGCAAACCGCCAACCAGUCCCUUAUUGGUCACUUCCCCCGGCUCGAGCAGCACCCUAAGCGUCCCGCCGAAAUUGACCAGCGAUCGUUACCUCAUGCCAACCGCUGAGAUCUACCCGUCCAAGGCGACAAUGAGCCGCUGGACAUCGAGCGACACGCAAUCACCGACGCCGUCGGAUACGACGAGUGCGAGCGCCGGUACUAGCAGUACGCGAACUCCCAGCAUCGCAAAUGGCUAUGUCGGUGGCAAAGCCCGACUAGAGGAACCAAAGAAGAAGAUGAUAGAAGAGAGAAGACGCCCAACGACAGCGAUGGUGCCGACACCACCCCAAGAAGACCUUGAUGUGCAGUCUGUUAUCAACGAGAGGAGGCCGUCCAAGUUGAAAACGCAUGAUGCUGGCGCGUCCACCACCACCAGCAUCGCCAGCGAUCAGUACAGCGCGAUGAUCCGCGGCGAGGGUUACAGCCAUAUCUAUGUCACCACCGAGGAAAGAUCCGACGAAAUCCCUUCGCCGUGCGGCAAUGCGAGUGAGAGUACCGGUACCGGUAGCCUGAGCGUCGCCGGCAGUCUCAGUGCCGUCGCCAGCAUCAGCGUCGCAGUGAGUGCUGGCGCGGCUGGUAGCAUCAGCAACGGUAGUGGCAAUGGUAGCGGUAGCCGAAGUGGUAACGGUAGUGGCAACGACGGUGGAGUGCACAUCGGCGAAGGCGGCGCCAUCGGAUCUGACGUGAGAAUAUACGUGGACGACACAGACUCGGCGAGCAGCAGCAACGGGCAACGACGCGGCGGCAGAUUGCGCGACGAUGAAAUCCAGGACGUCUCGACCACCAUCUCCUCUACUACGACGAUGAGAAAUGGUAGAGGCAGUGGCGACACGGACGAAAGCAAGGAGACACCCGAGAGACCGUCCUCCACCGGUGGAUCGUUGGAUCCGCCUUCUUAAUCCAGGGCGAACGAGCCAAUGUAGUCUCUAGUUGUACGUACGAGAUGUUUCCAAGGGAUGAAACAUAGUACACACAUGUUAUACACGUAGUAUACACUGUACGGCGGAAACACAUUAUGAUGGAAGAUCGUAGGAGGGAUUUAAGAAAGGGCUCUAAGAAAGACUGUAGUGCAUGACAAUAUAGUCGUUAUAUUAUAGUCGUGAACUUGCCAAAACGAACAAGUCGAGCAUUUAGAGAGAGGUUGAACUUUCCGGAAGAAAGAGUGAGAGAGAGAGAGAGAGAGUACGAAAAAAAUAUUCUGCGCUUCGUGUAAACGAGAUACGAUCGCGCGAACGGCAUGAUAUAAUUAGGGAAAUCUACUGUGUAGCGCAAAACAGUUACACAAAACGCGCGUAUCAUGUAACUUGAAAACCUAUGACAAUCUCUUAUUGCCAACGGAACUAAUUUCGUUGUUCCGUUUCCGAAACGUCAAUGGAAGUCGAUUCGUAGGAAUUGGUAGGAAGAAGAACGACGUAGACCGCGUCGAUAAAAAUUAGAAAGAGAGA